This is a messenger RNA of Penicillium egyptiacum, 3159 nucleotides long. The record is from the annotation of a GenBank genome assembly. NCBI's taxonomy places the organism in Eukaryota, Fungi, Ascomycota, Eurotiomycetes, Eurotiales, Aspergillaceae.
AUGUAUAUCCUUUCUGCGGUCAAGGCUAUUGCCUUGUUGCCGCUAUUCUGUGAUCUAGUCCUGGGUGCGAAAGGUACAAGUGGCACUUGUUCGAAAGACAAGAGGUGUGACACAGGCUGCUGCAGUAAAGAAGGCUACUGCGGCUUCGGUCCUAACUUUUGUGGUGAUGACGUUUGUAUAUCCAAUUGUGAUGCUCAGGCUGAGUGUGGAAGUAAAUUCUGUGGUACCACUGAGGAAUUCUGUGGCAAGGGUUGCCAAAGUGGAUGCGAUGAUGUUAAACAGCCGUCGUGCUCGGGAACCUCUAGCAAACAGGUCUAUGGAGGUUACUUCGAAGCUUGGAAUUAUCAGCGCUCGUGCGAUACCAUGACCCCUUCAGCUGUCGAUGUCAGCCCAUGGACACACCUCUUUUACAGCUUUGCUGGCAUUAACAUCGGCGACUCUACUAUCGAAACCGUGUACGACCAUGACGAUGAAUACAUUGAACAAUUAAUGGAUCUGAAGAAAAAGAAACCCUCGCUUAAGACACUUAUCUCUGUCGGUGGCUGGGAUCUUGGAGGCGAGCCUUUCUCCGAUAUGGUUCGCUUCGCUGGACUCCGCAAAUCUUUCAUUGACUCUGCUGUCUCAUUCAUGGAAGAGAGGGGCUUUGAUGGAAUUGAUAUUGACUGGGAGUACCCUACUGCUGAGGAUCGAGGUGGUCGUGAUGAAGACAGAGAGAACUUUGUGACCUUCAUGAAAGAGCUAAAGGAAGCUUGCGAUGGCACCUACAGUAUUACCGCAACUCUACCCACUUCCUACUGGUACUUGAAGGGAUUCGAUGUCAAGGCCUUGUCCAAAUAUGUCGACUAUUUCAACUUCAUGGCUUAUGAUAUCCACGGCACGUGGGAUGGCAAUACUAAGUGGACGGAGUCGGUGGUUAACCCCCACACCAAUCUCACUGAAAUCAAGUCUGGUUUGGAUCUCUUGUGGCGAAACGACGUUGACCCUGCCAAGGUGAUGCUUGGUCUUGGAUUCUAUGGGCGCUCGUUCACACUAAAAGAUCCUGCCUGCACAACCCCCGGGUGUGCAUUUGACAAGACCGAGGACUCUGCAGGUGGAGGAAAAGCAGGAGAAUGUACUGAUACCACCGGAAUUCUGACCGACUAUGAGAUCAAUCGAGUUAUCAAGCAGUAUAACCCUGAGGUGGUUUACAACGAACAGGCCGCUGUUAACUGGAUGACGUGGGACACUAGCCAAUGGGUUUCAUUUGAUAAUUCCAAAACAUUAAAGCAAAAGGCUGACUUUGCGAAUGGCAAGUGUCUCGGAGGGCUCUUCGCUUGGACAAUCGACGAGGGUGGCCCGGGUUCCUCUGGUAACCCCAACGACCUUGACCCUAAAGACACCUCGAUGGAUGGGCCAAGUACAGACGGCAGUGAUUCUGGCACUGGCGACUUCUAUGUCGAUGGCUCUAUCGUCGAUCCAAAGGGCGAUUCGGACACCGCAACAGCUAUCGCUCCGGUGAAUAUUAUUGUUGCGCCCUCCCUAUUGCCAUCACCAACGACCUUCUCAGUUGGUCCUUUGGUGACUCCUAUUGAAGUCGCCUGGACCACAACCAAGACUGUGACAGUCUCAGGGAAGCCUACUGUUACAACGACUAUCGCCCGUACUAUCCAGACAACCACCUUCUCAAUUCCCCCUAUUACCGCGAGCAGCAUCCCAUGGUGGAACUGGAAUAUCACCAAAACUGAGGGUACGGAGAGCACCAAGACACUAUUCCCUAGCUUCUCGCUGGAUCCUAUCACAUUCAGGGAUAUGCCCAGCUCUCAGUCUCACAGCUCUGUCAAUGGGACGCCCAUCACACAUACAGGCACCGAGGACCGGACCUUCUUCCCUCCCCCCUGGCCCUGGUCAACAACCUCUUUGCCUGUUGAUGUUCCCACUCCAGUCAUCACAUGGAGUCAAGGGGGUCCUCCGGCCCCUACUUGCACUUCGAACUGUGGCACUAAGUGCAAGUCUUUCUGUGACAAGCCAUGCUUGCUGGACUGUACCGACCCGAUCUCUAACAACAACUGGAAGGAUCCUGCGGACCCCAAGCCUCCAUCACACUCCCCGUGUAGUGGUCCUGAUUGCGAAAACACAAAAUGUACAGGGCCCCUAUGUGUCAAAAAGAACUGCAAAGGCCCUGAGUGCGAUAAGUCAUCCCAUACCUGUCUCGGAGCCGACUGCACGCCCACCGGUUGUAUUGGUACCGAUUGCCUCGAUACGGGUGAAUGUGACGGUGAUGACUGCGAAACUCACGGAUGCGAAGGUGAUGACUGCAAUGGCCAAGGGCGUUGUACUGGGCCUGACUGCGUCUCUCUGGGCUGUAUCGGCCUUGACUGUAAUCCGCAGACGGGAGAAUGUACCGGUCCUGAUUGCCGUAAGAUCAGCUGCUCGGGUCCGAACUGCCAGGACGGCAAAUGUACCGGUGAGGGAUGCGAGUCCGAGGAUGAUGACUGCGAAUCCCAGGAAGCAGAUACCUGUACAGAGUAUAUCUCCUCUUCCAUGGUCUCUUCGACUUACACCACCGAUACUUCCACUCGGUGCCAGACCAUCACCGCCUGUGAAGCCACGCCCACAACAACGACUUCCACGAUUAGCACUUCCAUUUCUAAGAAACCCGCUUGGAGGUAUUCUAGUUGGGCUGUCGAUGACGCCGCUAUUACGAGUGAGGCUAGUCAGAUUGACGAGGAGUUCUCCUCGUUAUAUGCCACUACUACCACGCCUACCACCACUGCUGACCCUACCACAACUACUGACACUGCCACAACGACGUCACCCAACCCGUACACCCCAUCUGAAUCUUCAACAACAUGUGGUCAUGGCCAAACCAUGUGUCAUCUUUUCGUGAGCAAUUUGCAUGGAUUCUGUGAUGUUGCCAAGAGCUACAUCAGAGGUUCUACAAUUUACGGUACCACAAAUGGUAGAAACAGCGGAGAGUGUUAUACGGAUGGCAAGCACGCUUCUGGAGGCUGUGGCGUCUUCAUCGAGGGUGACAAUUGUGAAGUCAAGGGCACUACCAUGCAGGCGGCCUACGAUCAUAUUUUCGAAGACUGCGAUUCCGCGUGCGGUCAUGCGGUCUUUGACAAUGGCUGCACGAUGAAGGUCGACUAUGUCACUGGGUGUCACACCUCAAAUAAUUGA